AUGACUUGGAAGUCAUUUAAUGCAAGCCUGAUAAAUGUACGUUGUGGGAACUCUGUAGUGGAGGGUUCAGAGAAAUGUGACUGUGGCUCCUUAAAGCAGUGUUACAGCAACAAAUGCUGUAAUACAGACUGUUCCCUUAAGGGUGUACCUGUUUGUGAUAAAGAAAUGUGCUAUACAGACUGUAUGUACGCUACGCCUGGAUGUACUCUUAGACCAAUCCAAAAUAUACGUGAUCUCCCCGAGUGCUGCCCUGGGGGUACUUACCUAUGCCCCCAGAACUUUUAUCUGCAAGAUGGAACCCCCUGUACCGAGGAGGGCUACUGCUAUCAUGGAAACUGCACUGACCGCACCAUGCACUGCCAAGAGAUCUUUGGAAGACAUGCUGUGAAUGCCGACGACAGCUGCUAUACAAUAAAUACAAAGGCCACUCGAUUUGGACACUGUUCAAGAAGAGCUCCUCUAAUGACUUUUAACCCUUGUCAGAAUGCAGACAUAAAGUGUGGAAGGCUGCAGUGCGGCAACGUCACACACCUUCCCCGGCUGCCAGACCACGCCUCGUUCCAUCAGUCAAAGAUCUCACAGGUGUGGUGCUGGGGAUUAGACACACACAUAGCAACAGGGAUAAAUGACGUUGGUCAUGUGAGAAACGGUACCCCCUGUGCUCCUGGAACAUUUUGUGAGAAUAACUUCUACAAUGCUUCUAUAGCUGCAAUAACAUAUGACUGUAACCCUGAGAAAUGUAGUUUUAGAGGAGUUUGCAACAAUAGAAGGAACUGCCAUUGCCGUGUAGGCUGGGACCCUCCAUAUUGUGCAGAUAAAGGUGCUGGAGGGAGCCAAGACAGCGGAUCCCCACCAAGGAUGAUGCGGUCAGUAAAACAAAGCCAACAAUCAGUGGUAUAUUUGAGAGUGGUCUUCGGUCGCAUCUAUGCCUUCAUAGCUGCUCUCCUCUUGGGCGUAGCCACAAAUGUAAAAGUUAUCAAGACCUCCACAGUUCAGGAAGUGACACUGGUGAAGGUACAUCCAGCAGCCUUGCAGGAGACCUUCACUGAAGCCCCAGGCUUCCUCAACUCAGCCCCAGACUGCACCAGCUGGACCUGCGAGUGGACACCUGUGCACAAGAGACAGAACUGGAUGAGCGCCAACUGCCUGGCCCUGGAUCCCUCCUCAAACCAGAGACCAGGGAACCCCUUGCCUGUAACCACUGCCACCAGGGAGAGGAUUCUUCAGCUACAGUCCAUGGUGCGGGUGCAGGUGCGGGUGCAGGUGCAGGUGCAGGAGGAGCUGCAGGAGCAGGCACAGGGUCUCCCUGCAGGGCUGGUGGAACUGGGCCCCGUCCUGGGUCUCCUGCGGGAGCAGGCACAGCCCCUCCUUGCCAGCAUGGUGUUCCCUCAUCUUGCUCUGGGUCUCCUGCUGGAUUGA
Camelus dromedarius (Arabian camel) is the source of this 1419-nucleotide messenger RNA. RefSeq names its product disintegrin and metalloproteinase domain-containing protein 29-like. Gene Ontology annotation, cellular component: sperm head plasma membrane; external side of plasma membrane; plasma membrane. Lineage: Eukaryota; Metazoa; Chordata; Mammalia; Artiodactyla; Camelidae. Gene Ontology annotation, biological process: male gonad development. The record is from RefSeq and is a predicted model, not a curated record.